GAACCCAGACGCACACCCCCGCCCCGGCUCUCAGGACCUGGCAGGGUUCUGGGACAUGCUGCAGCUCUCCAUCGAGAACAUCAGCCUGAAGUUUGACGAGCUGCACCAACUCAGAGCCAACAGCUGGAGACCUCUGAGCCCUCCAGACAUUCAGGAGAGAAGGAUCCCCCCUCCCGUGCCAAAGAAGCCCCAGAAGGGCCACCCCCCCCUGGCUAGAGACCGCUCUCUGGAGAGCUCUGAGCGCCAGCGUGUGGAGGCCAGAAAGCGCCUGCUAGCUGCCAAACGAGCGGCGUCCGUGCGGCAGAGCUCGGCCACGGAGAGCGCCGACAGCAUCGAGAUCUAUAUCCCAGAGGCUCAGACCAGACUAUGAGACACUCAGAUGCAUGUCCUCACACACAUACCCUACACACUGUCCCUAUAGCACCUAACGGUAAGGCUCGGGUGCUAACAUAACUACGUUUUGUGCGGACUUCCCAAAAUCACUGUGGGCUUAGUCUGGAUAAAGAAAUGUAUAUUUACAGUAUUUAAUUAAUUAAUUUAUCUAUCUCCCCUCCCCUCCUCUCAUUUCCUCCUCCCAGCUUUGAUGUAGCAGUCCCUCCUCUUCCUCUCCCUCCUCCUCUUUCCCUCGCUGUCAAAAUCUUAUAAAUCCCUUUUUUGAAGUGGCCUAACACUACAGAGAAAACCAGGUGUAGCACAGCUUCAUGUUGUUGUUUCAGGUGGGCAGCGUGCAUGUGGAGUGUGUGUGUGUGUGUGUGUAAACAUGCCAUCACACACACAAACACAACGAGUGAUCAAAUCAAACGGAGAAACACCUAUUGACUUAUUUAUUGUUUAUAUCUGUUUCUGAAUAAAUACGAUUACAUUACAAAAUCAUGGUGAAAGACCAGCGUGUGAAACAGACUUCAGCCAAUCAGGACGAGUUAUGAACUACGGAAGAGAAUUAGGGCAAAAAAGAAAAGUCAGAAUUCUGAAAACUAAUUUGAACAUCUUUCUGUUUUUGGAAAAUCUCAGUAUUCUGACUUUUUCCCCCAGAAUUCCGACUUUAAUCUCAGAAUUCCAUUUAUUUUUCUCAAAAUUCCAACUUUUUCGCAGAAUUCCAACUAUUUUCGGUACAAGGUAAAUUGAGUUUUCCAUAUUUAUAGGUAAAAAACUAAACUUACCUCCUAACCCACUGCUCUGGCUUCGUAGCACACCCCCCUCAGUAAAGGUACCUUCAGUGUUAGUGAGCGAAACAAUCGGCCCUCUGUCUUGAAACAGGUUUUUCCAGCAGCCAGAGGUCAUAAGGUCAACAGGUCAUCCUGCGCUCCUCAAGGUGAGCCGGAGCUGUUUUUGAGUCAGGAGCUGAUUUUAAGCUUCUGCAGAGAGUGCCACGAACAUAAUCUGUGUGUGUGUGUGUGUGUGUGUGUGUGUGUGUGUGUGUGCGCGUGAGAUUCAUUUGGAAAGAGCUUCCUCUUCUCUAGGUCAGAAGAUUAAGGUAGCAGAAUCAACUAACUGGAAACACCGCCCAUCAUUCACAUUGAGCAACAACAUAUACAAUAUAACACACGCAUGAUGACACUUAUAUUGUUUUAUAGACAUGUGUAAUCCUUCUCUCAUAUUGCAUUUAAAUUAUUCUGACUACUGCUUCAAUACUGGCGGGUUUUUGGACAGUUUUGAGACUAAAGGACAGUUUCCUCCUCACUGUGUUCGCCUCCAAACCAAGCAAUUAUCAAACAAAAUAUAUCCGAUUUGUAAUAUUUUGUAUUUGUGUUUUAAUUUAUUCUUUCGGGAAAACAAUGACUGUUUAAAGACAUUGUGGUUAUUAUGAUAAUGCACUGACGACAAGGCCCUCAUACUGUGUUUUUAUUUACUCUGCAGCAUGUCUUUUCUGUUCCAGUGAUCAGCCUUAAUUUCUAAUAUGAUAGUCGAGCACAACAGCAGUCUCAGGGGAAGAUGUGUGUGUGUGUGUGUGUGUGUGUGUGUGUGUGUGUGUGUGUGUGUGUGUGUGUGUGUGUGUGUGUGUGUGUGUGUGUGUGUGUGUGUGUGUGUGUGUGAGUGAGACCCAUGGCUUACUUUAUAUAACCCCUGUCACCAGAAUAGGCCAUGAUCUUUAAAGAAAAGCACCCAUGCCAUCUUUUUAAUGAACAUCUCAGAGCGGUGCAGUGAUGACAGAUUUCUGAAGCUAGCAUCACAACGGGAUUUUACCAUUGGAUUUCAGUAUAUCGCAGGAAUUAGCCACACGUUUACGAUACUUUCACGUUUUGUUCAGCAGGAUAAUCUCCACAUAUUAACACGUUGUGAUAUUUAAAGUGUUAAUUGCUAUCGCCAGAAGUAUAAAGCUAACGCUAGGCUAUAAACAAACUACAUCACGGUCGCACGGCUGCACACACCGCUAAGCUAAAGGCGGCUAAUGUUUGUUAGCAACCGCCAUUCUUAGAUUUGGGGUAUUUACUGACGUAGGAGAACAAAACGUGAAAGUAUAUAAAACGUGUGGUCUGAAACUGCAGUUUGGAUGUUUAUGGCACCUGUGGGCCACCGUACAAACUUCAAAACAAGCGAAGUGAUAAAAUGCUAAGUAAUUCCUGGGUUUUCGGACUCAUUCCUGCACCACUCCAUCACUACUUCAAUGUAACAAGGUAUUUCUGUCAGCUGCUUGAAUGUGGAGACAAUCCUGAGCCAGUUUACCCCCACAUUAUUGUUUUUAAAAACAGAAAUGCAGGACGUUGGUGUGAAGUCCAAUCCUCUGUUUUGAUCUGGGAAGAGUUUUGUGCCAUUUGGAUAAUUCUAGGUACGGAUAUAUAUUCCUGUCCUUAUUUAACGACUUCCUGAUUGAGUGGCGUCUGUGAAGGAACUCAAGUGAUGAAGUGUGGUAUAAUUUGUAUUUCCUUUAGUUAAGUAUAGAGAGGAUGCAUAAUGAAUAGAUCAAACCUAAUGCCAUUUUAUGUAGACGAAGCUCAUUUGAGUAUUUUUUACUUGUAUUUGAAUAUGUCUGUCAAAAGGAUUGACUUCUUAUUUAUGUUUAUUAUAUUAACAUAUCAAUAUAACGCUCCUGGUAUAGCAGGGAGGUAGAAUGUUGGACACUCCAGCACUCCUGAAGCUUGUGAUGUAGUUAAAGAUUAAACGUUUGUACAUAAAUGAAUGUUUCCCUAUGUAAACUAAAAUUUAAAAAAAAUUAAUAUUAAGCAGAUAUACAUUUUGUAUUUACACUGUUGAUGUUAUGGCACGUGUAUGAGCUCUUAUCAGCAUUAAAACAAAUAUAUCAUUGCCA
Gymnodraco acuticeps is the source of this 3247-nucleotide messenger RNA. Its product is annotated as disks large-associated protein 1-like. Gene Ontology annotation, biological process: signaling. NCBI's taxonomy places the organism in Eukaryota, Metazoa, Chordata, Actinopteri, Perciformes, Bathydraconidae. The record is from RefSeq and is a predicted model, not a curated record. Gene Ontology annotation, cellular component: postsynaptic specialization; glutamatergic synapse. Gene Ontology annotation, molecular function: molecular adaptor activity.